Molecule: messenger RNA, 1497 nt
Organism: Symbiodinium necroappetens
Lineage: Eukaryota; Dinophyceae; Suessiales; Symbiodiniaceae
Source: the annotation of a GenBank genome assembly
AUGCUGCUCCUGGGCUUCUCGGCCGCCGCCUUCGUGGCGGGGGGUUACGUCGUGGCCGUGCUGCCGAAGCUCCUUCCCGGCUCCGUGCUGAUCUGGCUCUCCUUCGAGCUGAUGGCCUUCUGGGUCUGGAACUCCCGGCGCUUUUUGCGGGUCUACGAGUACUGCCUGGUCUGGAUCAUGGUGUUCUUCUACGUGGCGGUGGGCACGGCGCCGAUGAUGCUCUUUGGCUUCAUGGCUGUCUUGGGCAUCGUCUCGGGCCAGCUGGCGAGCAUCCCCGUGAUCCGGUCCCAGAAGACGCUGGGGCACAUCCGAAGCUCCGUGCUCCACACCACCUGCGACACGGAGUACUUGAACCGCCGCGGCGCGGAGGCGGAAGUCUGGACCUUGGGCACCGGCUACCUCUACUUUGCGUCCAUGCGGCAGAUUGUCGAGGAGCUGGAGAACUUCAACAGCCAGCAUCACCUGCGCUUUACCUCGCCCUCCGACUCCGAAGAGCUCCCCGACUUCGCCUUCUCCCACGCCAUCAGCUGCGAGGCCCGGCCCCACCCUCUCUACAUCAUCAUGAACUUCGACAUGGUCCAGCAGAUGGAGUGCACGGCGGUCAGCGCCUUCCAAGAGGUGCUGAGCGUGGCCAAAGAGCUGGGCUGCACGCUGAUCCUCGCUCACGUGCAGAGCUCCUUGAUCCUGCAAAUGCAGAACUUCGGGCUGCCCUUGGCCGAGCUCCAGGACCAGGCGCCCGCAGCGAGCACGGCGCCCGAGCUGCUGCUGGUGGCCCACAACUUGGACGCGGCGGUGGAGUGGGUGGAGGAGGCCUUCCUGCGCUCCUACCAGCCCGCCCCGGGCCAGUGCCGGGGCCACACCCACGGCAACCUCAGGGACCUGCUCUCCCGGCAUGUGGACAUGCAGUCGCCUCUGGCCGGGCUGCACGUGGACUUCCACGUGUGGUUGGACGGCUACUUUCCGAGCUACAACCCGGAGCUUCUCUCCGAGCUGGUGCCGCUCCUGGAGAUCCGAAAGCUGCAGAAGGGGGACGUGGUCUACUCUGCUCCCAAGACCAGGCAGGCCACCUGCAGGAGCUCCGGGAUGGUCUAUUCCGCGCCCAAGUUCCAGCGCCAACCUCGGGGAGGUGCGUGGAUGUCAGAGGGUCAGUCGCCGCCAUUGCUUUGGCUGCUGCUCGGCUCUGUGGAACACAUCUGGAACCCGGAAAACGAGACGGAGCAGUCCGUGCGCGUCUUUCAGGACCAGAACCGCCUCGAAGCCGGAUCCGUUUUCGAGAAAGCUUCGAUCCAUCAGCGACAGGGCAGUUGGUGUGCAGGGCCCUUCAGCACUGCUCGGGCCUUCCUUGCAAACAUGGCACACCCGGGCACUUUACGAGCCGUCGACUGCAGCACCGUCGCUCUCCUGCCCCAGGAAGCCUACGACCAGCUCAGCCCGGCGCUCCGGCGGCUGCUGAACGCCUACCUGCUUCGGAAGUGGCCCACGUAUCUCCACAGCUGA